AUGGGAAUAAAUGAGAUUCCGGUGGACUUGCCAUCUGGUGAGGUCGCUGUUAAAGUCUCACUUAUCAAUCCUGUCAAUUUUGGGCCUGCAAUACUGGAAAGGUUUAUGGCGCCCCCGGUCCCCAGCCUUGAAACAUUCAAGACCUCGCCAUCACUUACAUUCCUGCUGGAGCAUCCAUCUGGUAGAAAAUUGGUAUGGGAUCUGGGAAUUCGCAAGGACUUCUGUAAUUAUGCCAAGUCAAUCGCCGACUAUAUUCCAACUACCAAAUACGACAUUCAUGUCACGAAGAACGUGGUCGACAUCCUAGAGGAGAACGGGAUCAGGGGUUCCCAGAUCGAAGCAGUCAUAUGGAGUCACUGGCACUGGGAUCAUAUCGGUGAUCCGUCUAGCUUUCCUCCGUCCACCGAUCUCAUUGUCGGUCCAGGAUUUUCCAAAGCCAUGUUGCCUGGCUAUCCAGCCAAUCCAAAGUCACCCAUUCGCGAAAGCGACUACAGCGGACGAAAGCUUCGUGAGAUCAAUUUUGAUGGUCCCAAUACUCUGCACAUUGGGCAGUUUCCAGCAUUUGAUUAUUUUGGGGAUGGUUCAUUUUAUCUGCUCGAUAGCCCAGGGCACGCCAUAGGACACUUAUGCGGCUUGGCUCGAACAACCAGAGAUACCUUCGUUCUAAUGGGUGGUGAUGUGUGCCAUUAUGCUGGCAUAUUUCGCCCCUCCAAGCGCCUUCCACUACCGGCUGAAAUUACCCCCCACCCAUAUAAACCUCUUUGCGAUACUCCAUUCUGUCCUGGUACUGCUUUUGCGGAGCUCCAGUCAUCGAGAGGGCGAGAUACUUCCGAUACGUUGUACGAUAUGACAUUUGGACACGAUAUCCCACUAGCAACGAAGACCAUGCGGCAAUUACAGGAACUCGAUUGCGCAGAGAACGUCUUCGUCAUCAUUGCUCACGAUUCCACGGUCAGAGAUGGCGUUGUGCACUUUCCAGAGACUCUAAAUGAUUGGAAGGAGAAGGGUUGGGGUAGGAGAUUGAAGUGGGCGUUCCUCCGCGACCUUGAACCAUAUUUUCGGUCGAAGGAAGCAUAA
Messenger RNA from Exophiala aquamarina CBS 119918, 1077 nucleotides. RefSeq lists its product as uncharacterized. The transcript has 3 exons. The coding region runs from base 1 to 1077 and encodes 358 amino acids. The record is from RefSeq and is a predicted model, not a curated record. NCBI's taxonomy places the organism in Eukaryota, Fungi, Ascomycota, Eurotiomycetes, Chaetothyriales, Herpotrichiellaceae.